Molecule: messenger RNA, 2506 nt
Organism: Oncorhynchus keta (chum salmon)
Lineage: Eukaryota; Metazoa; Chordata; Actinopteri; Salmoniformes; Salmonidae
Product: interferon regulatory factor 4-like
Exons: 8
Coding region: 368-1537 (389 amino acids)
Biological process (GO): immune system process; regulation of transcription by RNA polymerase II
Cellular component (GO): nucleus
Molecular function (GO): protein binding; RNA polymerase II cis-regulatory region sequence-specific DNA binding; DNA-binding transcription factor activity, RNA polymerase II-specific
Source: RefSeq, a predicted model, not a curated record
CAUGCACUCUGAGAGCUACCUGAGCCUAUGGCACGUAGGCCUACAACUCUAGUCGGAAACUGAAAGUAUUCUAACUUUAGCCCACUUACUUUCAUUUUCGUCUUGAAAGGUGUCCAACCACUCCAACAAUGCGUGGUGAUUACCGUCAUGGGCACAUUUAGUUAUAAUUUAACUAAAAUAAAUAGUUGAAAAGAUUGAUAUAGCCUUAUUGAAACAAAUACAUUUUGUUUUUGCCUGUUAGUCUACUGUAGGUACAUGUACAAAGAGGGAUCAUGUGAUUGUGAGUAGACUACUUGUGGUCUGUACAUGGCCAAUAACAACUUUUGAAUAUUCUUUUUAAAGUAUUAAUUUAAAACAUAUUUUCAAGAUGGAGAAGGCAGGCACGAACAUGCAUCUGAGAGAGUGGCUGAUAGCGCAGAUAGACAGUGGAAAGUACGCAGGACUCACCUGGGAGAACCAGAACAAAACUAUGUUCAGGAUCCCAUGGAAACACGCGGCAAAACAGGACUAUAAUCUGAAUGAAGAUGCAGCCCUUUUCAAGGCGUGGGCAGUGUAUAAGGGGAAGUAUCGAGAGGGGAGGGACAAGGCAGACCCCACUUCCUGGAAGACUCGUAUCCGCUGUGCCCUCAACAAGAGCACAGACUUCCAGGAGGUCCCAGAGCGCAGCCAGCUGGACGUCUCCGAGCCCUACAAGGCCUACCGUAUCCAGGCAGAGACAGCGACAGGCAGAUGCUCAGAAUCUCCUGAAACUGAAAGUCAGGUGAUAAUCCAGACCAGGAGCUCCAGUGCUCACCUGAGGAACACCAUCACACACCAUCCACAGUUUGGCUGCCAUAGGGAAUCAGAGGAAAGGGAUGGAAGAGUCAACCCCAGUGGGGGUUUGGACCAUGUACAUUACUGUUCCAACACAGGGACUCCCCAGAUGGACAGCUCUGCUACCUUCUCCAUAUUCAGCCCCACGCCACAGAUCUCUGACUUCCGUGUGCGAGUGUGUCUUUUCUACCAGGACCAGCUAGUAGUAGAUGUGACCACCAGCACCCCAGAUGGCUGUUUCAUUCUACAUGGUCAGGUGCCCCUGGGGAACGAGAGGAUCUAUGGCCCCUGCACAGCCCAACAGGUCCCCUUCCCCCCUCCAGGGGUCAUCCACCUGCCCCCCGGUAUCGCUGAGGCCAUGGGCCGCCUGCUGCCCCACUUGGAGAGGGGUGUCCUGGUGUGGGUGGCUCCAGAUGGGGUGUUUAUCAAGAGGUUCUGCCAGGGCAGGGUGUAUUGGAGUGGCCCUCUGGCCCAGCACACAGACAGGCCCAACAAGCUGAACAGAGAGAGGACCUGCAAGCUGCUGACUGCAUCUAUAUUUCUGAAGGAGCUCCAGGACUUUCUCAGGGGGGCGGGACCCAGACCUCGCUAUGAGAUUGAGCUCUGCUUUGGGGAGGAGUUUCCCGACGCCAGCCCCCUGAAAACCAGGAAGCUGAUCAUUGCACAGGUAGUGCCCCUGUUUGCUGUCAACCUACUGCAGAGGUGCCAGAGGUUGGGGCCAUAAGAGAGACCACGCCUUCACACACACAUCACCAUGGGGGGAGAAGGAAAAAGGGUCAGUCACAACCCUCUCCCAGCACUGAUGAGACCAGGACCCAUCUCUAAGUAAACACUUAGGAACAUUCCCCCCUGGUACCCUCCUGUCCCAGUCUAGCCAGCCAUGAUGAGGGGUGAGUCGAGUGUCGAGACACCCCCCAAAAAAUAUCUGAAUUUGGCUGCCUGUGUAAACACACUCAUAGUUUUCUUAACCUACAGAAGUUGAAAUAUUGGUUUUAUUUUUGGGUUUGACAAUAUAAUCUACAGAUAAUGUAAUCAUUUUGCCAGUAUACAGUAUGUUUGAUAUCUUUCCUUAAUAUUUUCCUCAUUUACGUUGUGUGAGUAGAGUAUGUUUGUACAGUAUCUUAUAUAAUAUGAAAAAUGGCAGCUAUUCAUUCCUCCAUUUCCCUCAUAAUCAACUUGUGAUUGAAUUGUAUGUGCAGCUAGAGUCUAGUAACUAUAUCAAUGGUUUUAUAUCCAUUGUGUGAUGUAUGGAACUGUGACAGACGUAUAGACCUGCCUAUAGAUCAGGUUAAUCAUUACAAAUCUUUAAACCACUAAAAAUGAUUGAAAUAAGAAACGUUUUAUCUUGUGCCAUGAAUUAAAAAUAGUUGUAUAAGUGCACAUUGCUUGAAUGCUCCCAUAGUUUAAUGGCAACGUUUCAGUCACCAUCGCUCUUUGUCAGGAAAGAUGCCAUUAUUAUUAAAUGUCAUAGUAUGGGAGUGUUGGACAUAAUUCUUUUCCUAUGACAUAUGUCCCCUACAACUAAGAUAGUACAUUGGCUGUGUGUACAACACUUUUGAUCAUGCAUGUAUGGGGUAUGAAGUCACCUCAUUCAGUAUAAAUUCAUAAAGCUUUUUUUAAUUUUUAUAAUUUCUAGCGAACAUCAUAUAACAGACUCACAAUUUCAAAAAUAUACAAUUUUUAUAGCUAUAAC